GGCCUGCCCAGUGCCCACCACACGCACACGACGCACACCACCAGCACGCCGACGACUGAACGAGGCGAGGCGAGCACCGGCCGGGGCGGAGGCGGAGGCGAUGGGCGGCGGCGGCGCGCACGGCGGCACCACCUACAAGGGCUACACCAUCCCGCACAACAAGCGCUGGCACACCGUCGCCGGCAAGGGCCUCUGCGCCGUCAUGUGGUUUUGGGUUUUCUACAGGGCUAAGCAGGACGGUGCUGUGCUCUUGGGUUUGCGCCAUCCUUGGGAUGGGCAUGAUGAUCACUCUCAUGGCCAUGGACAUGAACAUGAGGCAUCAUCAUCAUCAUCAUCGUCUUCUCAUUGAGUUCACCACAACUUGCAGCUGACGGUGAUGCGAUGCUUGGCAUGUUCCGACUAAAGUUUCAGUUAAUAAAUUCUGCCCCGCUGCAUGGGAGUCAUGUUGUUUGCGAGUUGCUUAGCACAAACUGUUUUUCCUGACGAUUGUGCUUAUGUAUUUGAUUUCAAGCUUCAGGUGAUAUGUUGUGGGAAAGAAUUCGGUGUAUGUCGAUUUUCGUUGUGACCACUACUUCCUGUGCCGGUUGCUCUGCUCUUGCCCAUAAGAAUCCCAAACAUCUUUGGACACAA
Panicum hallii is the source of this 630-nucleotide messenger RNA. RefSeq names its product NADH dehydrogenase [ubiquinone] 1 beta subcomplex subunit 2. The transcript is spliced from 4 exons. Gene Ontology annotation, cellular component: mitochondrial inner membrane. Bases 101 to 349 code for a protein of 82 amino acids. The record is from RefSeq and is a predicted model, not a curated record. NCBI's taxonomy places the organism in Eukaryota, Viridiplantae, Streptophyta, Magnoliopsida, Poales, Poaceae.